Messenger RNA from Lathyrus oleraceus (garden pea), 444 nucleotides. RefSeq lists its product as uncharacterized. The record is from RefSeq and is a predicted model, not a curated record. The transcript has a single exon. The coding region runs from base 1 to 444 and encodes 147 amino acids. Lineage: Eukaryota; Viridiplantae; Streptophyta; Magnoliopsida; Fabales; Fabaceae.
AUGGCGUGUACCGAUACUCAGAAAGUGUUGUUUGGACCUCAUAUGUUGUAUGAAGAAGUUAAGAAUUGGUGGGAGAAUACCCGCCAAAGAUUGGAAGUUGUUGGAAUUGCUAUUACUUCGAGUAAUUUUAAGAAUGAGUUUUUGGACAAGUAUUUUCCAGCUGAUGUUUGCAACCAUAUGGAGAUUGAAUUCUUGGAGCUGAAGCAGGGUAACAUGUAUGUGGCUAACUAUGCAGCCAUGUUCGAGAAGCUAUCCAGGUAUUGUCCUCACUAUAAUGGUGUAGGUGCUGAAGGUUCCAAGUGUGUGAAGUUUGAAAGUGGUUUGUGUCCAGAGAUCAAGCAAUUUAUAGGAUAUCAGGAAAUUAGCUGCUUCUUAGUGCUGAUUAACAAGUGCAAGAUUUAUGAUGAAGACAUAGAGCAAGAUCUACUCACUAUAACAAUGUGA